Hibiscus syriacus is the source of this 1362-nucleotide messenger RNA. Its product is annotated as magnesium transporter MRS2-2-like. Gene Ontology annotation, biological process: transmembrane transport; magnesium ion transport. Lineage: Eukaryota; Viridiplantae; Streptophyta; Magnoliopsida; Malvales; Malvaceae. The transcript has 10 exons. Gene Ontology annotation, cellular component: membrane. Gene Ontology annotation, molecular function: magnesium ion transmembrane transporter activity. Bases 103 to 1332 code for a protein of 409 amino acids. The record is from RefSeq and is a predicted model, not a curated record.
UUUGACAAGAAAAAAACUGUUAUUCUUGGUAGAAUUUUGAUGACAAAUUAAGCGGGGACUUGGGGUUGGUCGCGGGAGAGGUGUGAAAGGUGAUGGUUAGAGAUGACGACGCACGUAGUGCCGGCGGACCCGCAGGUGAUGGUGACGGUUAAGAAGAAGGCGCAGCCGUCUAAGAGUUGGGUUCUUUUGGACAGCAAUGGAGAAACCACCGUGCUCGACGUCGACAAGUACGCUAUCAUGCACCGAGUUAACAUCCACGCCCGUGAUUUACGCAUACUCGAUCCACUCUUGUCUUACCCUUCGACCAUUCUCGGCCGUGAUGGAGCUAUUGUAUUGAAUCUGGAGCACAUCAAGGCAAUUAUUACCUCAGAGGAGGUAUUGCUCCGAGACCCGUCGGAUGAAUACGUUGUCCCUGUUGUUCAAGAACUUCAGAGGCGUCUGCCUAUACUGAAUGCCGCUAAUCAAGGACAGCAAACGAGUGCCCGAAUCGACUUCGAUGCAGGCGUUGAAGAUGUUUCUCCGUUCGAAUUCCGAGCACUGGAGGUAGCUUUGGAAUCCAUAUGUAGCUUUCUAGCUGCCCGUACACUAGAACUAGAGACUGCAGCUUACCCUGCUUUAGAUGAGCUUACCUCCCUGAUUAGUGGUCGUGAUUUAGAUAAAGUUCGUAAAAUGAAGAGUGCAAUGACCAGAUUGACUGCUCGGGUACAAAAGGUGAGGGAUGAACUUGAACAACUACUGGAUGACGACGACGACAUGUCAGACCUUUAUCUGUCAAGAAAGUUGGCUGCAGCUUCACCAGUUAGUGGAUCUGGUGCAGCCAAUCGGUAUAACGUCUCUCCUACCAUAGGAUCAAAGAUUUCCAAGGCAAGUAUAGCAACACUUUGUGGCGACGAGAAUGACGUCGAGGAGCUCGGAAUGUUACUCGAGGUUAAACUAGCGAUUUACUUACGCUCGAUUAACGAUUCCUUCACCCCUAAGCUAAGUCAGUAUUACUCUGUCUUACAGGCUUACUUUAUGCAAAUCGAUGGUACAUUGAAUAAAUUAACCACGCUGCGGGAAUAUAUCGACGAUACAGAGGAUUACAUCAACAUUCAGCUCGACAAUCACAGAAAUCAGCUUAUCCAGUUAGAACUCUUUCUGAGUUCCGGAACCGUGUCUCUAGCCAUCUAUUCUUUGGUGGCUGCAAUAUUUGGGAUGAACAUUCCUUAUUCAUGGAAUACAGACCAUGAUUACAUAUUUCCAUGGGUGGUUGUCGUCUCGGGGCUACUAUCCGCGUUUGUGUUCAUACUGAUCAUGUCCUAUGCUCGGUUCAAGGGUCUGGUUGGGACUUGAGCUGCAAAUUUUGCAUGAAACACAAGUGUA